Dermacentor andersoni is the source of this 7100-nucleotide messenger RNA. It is a transcript of the gene gprs, whose product is annotated as speckle type BTB/POZ protein. Lineage: Eukaryota; Metazoa; Arthropoda; Arachnida; Ixodida; Ixodidae. The record is from RefSeq and is a predicted model, not a curated record. Gene Ontology annotation, molecular function: protein binding.
GCGAGCCGCGACGAGCGCCCGCGGCAGUUGCUUCCGCGCGCUUGAGUCCGUCGGCUAGUGCGCUGUUGCUGCGCGCGCGCGCGCCCAUCGAUCGAUGUGACGUCCUUCUCAUCGAGUCGAUCGACACUCCCUCCGCCGCCGCGAUGGCGACGACUUGUGCCGCGCACUCGUACGACCGCACGAAUGACGACGACAUGGAGGCAGCCUCCUUCUAGGGGCCCGCCACUACUCGGGACGUCGGCGGCAAGAGAGGGCGACGCCAUGCCGUAGCCUCCCAGCUGCUGGACUCCCCGAGCACCUUCUGUACCCUAGUAGAAUUACCUUAGUCAAAAACCCUCUCCUACCUUUAGUAAAGUGGCAAGGAAGAAAGGAUAUCAAGGAAGAUCUUAAAGGCAGACAGAAGGGAUUGGCUCUUAACGUGCUUGCUAGCAUGAGUGGAAUGGCAGAAGACCUUGCGGCUUCCGAAGAAGAGCCCGACUACUCGGUCUUUGAAAACAAAACCGGGCUGGCUGAAGACAUGAAGUUUCUGGCAAGCAUGCCUGAACUUUGCGAUGUAACUUUUCUCGUGGGAGACACGAGAGAGCCCGUCUGUGCCGUCAAGGCCGUGCUGGCCGCACGGAGCAGGGUAUUCCACAAAAUGCUGUACGGUGGCUUCCAAGGAGUUCCAAAUCGUGACCGCGAUGCUUCGUCGAAAAAACGAGAUCUGAACAAGGAGACAAAAUUGAAAUUGUUCUUGAAGAGAAGCAGUGAGCCAAUGCUGAACAUACAGUUUCCUCAGCCACAGACACACCAGACUCUGAUCAUAGAGGAGUUUGAGCCUGAUGUAUUCAGGCAACUCAUUGAGUACAUACACACUGGCUGUGUUACCUUGCAGGCCAGAACACUCCUGGGUUUGAUGAAUGCUGCCGAUUACUAUGGACUGGAAGAAUUGAGAAAGGGCUGCAUGGGCUUUGUCCAAUGCUGCAUUAGCGUUGACACUGUGUGCGCCCUGCUGGCGUCAGCAGAACGUUACAUCCAGUACAAGUGUACAAAGUCACUUGUCCAGAAGGUGCUUGAAUUUGUUGACAACCAUGGCAAUGAGGUAUUGAGCCUUGGCUCCUUUGCCCUGCUGCCAGAGCAUGUUGUGAGGCUCAUAUUGGCACGUGAGGAACUCACAGCAGAUGAGCUCACCAAAUUUCAGGCUGCUGUGCACUGGAGCAAGCGGUACUGUGACACCAUGCCGGAGGCGGAGCUCCGGGAGGUGAUGGGCAACUUUCUUGAGUGCAUCGAGUUCUACAAGAUUCCGGCGGGUGUGAUCAUGCGGGAGGUGCACCCACUGGGCGUGGUGCCAGACCACGUCAUAAUGAAUGCACUCGCCUUCCAGGCAGAUCCCUCCAGCGUCGACAUGAACAAGAUCAGCUCGCCCAACCGCUUCCGUCGAUCCACCAUAUUCAGCGUGUCGCCCCUCAGGUCGAUGUCGAUAGCCGACCCGUCUCCCGCGAAGCCACCUGAAAGCGACAACCAGAUCAACGCUGAGGUGGACAAGGCUCAAACCAAGACCAGAGGCCGCAGCAAGAGCACUUUCUCCCGGCCUUACCGCCGCAGCAAGACCCUGGCCGAGAGCUAAGGGCCAUCUCCCAGCAGAGGAGUGUCUCCCUCUCCCUUCUCCCUCACUUGACUCACCACCGUGCACAUUCAUGCUUGGCACUGUCAUGGUCUCGCAGGAUUGCUCAGAACUUGAUGGGUCACGUAGAGUCUUGAGCAGUGCCUUGCCGCUUGUUCCUUACAGGCACACUGCCCUCUCACCAGUGUCAGACUCUGCAAGCCAAGUUUGCUAGUGGUAGCCAAAAUGAUAGUGGGCCCACUGCCAUUGAAUACUUUCCCUUCUGUCUCCUGGUGAUCCAGCUGCUAACUCUUGACUACACCUAGUCGUAGGCAGCUUGCGCUAGUGGCCCACCUAGUGGUCAAUUUAUGAUUACAGGAAAGCCAAGUGUUCUGAGUAAUACACAUUAUCUUAAAUUUGAAAGCACUCUUUCAGGUACAUAUUUGGUGCUCUUAAAAAAGCUGUGUCAAACGUGUCUUACUCAGAUUCUCUGGAUUUUGACUUUCUAGCCAUAACUGUAGGCUAAACCUAUGCUAAGUAUAGUGUAACAAAGUAUCCACUGCUCCAGCUAAUUCUCAUGUGCCCGUUCUGACUUUAUUUUUUAUUUUCGCUUGGAGAGAAUACAGAAUGCAUUGUAAUAGUAUAUUUGGAAAUCUAUUAACAACGAAAUAUUUUCAUUCUCUUAAGGCCUUAAUCGCAUGUACAGGGUGCUGUGAUACAUGGGUAUGGCUCAUUCAGAGCACUUCAUGACUUACCCAGCAGGGCACGCUGCUUCUUUGACGAAUUUGGAUCAAGCAUCAGUAUGACAGAAGGGAAUCAGAAACUAGUGAAUUUGGUGCACUCAAGCAGAGAGAACAGUAACAAAGUUAACACAUGGGUGCCUCACAGUUGUUGCUUUAGUGUGACAUCACCUUUGCGUGCUCUACACACAGUUUUGCAUCAGUGAGCAAGAUACUGCGUGAGAAGACAGCAAUGCCCAAAGCUUGUUUCCGUGCACAUGAUGAGGAAAUGUGAGCUGAGGUCAAAGAAGUGAAAAUGUUACACCAGAGCUGUCUUGUCAUCCACUGUGGCGGGGAACUGGUUCACUAUGUCCCACAAUGGCUGGCACUUGGGGGACAGGGAGCGAGGAGCUCCUGCCUCUUUUUGGGAAAUGUGUAAUCGUUGCAUUUGACAGAAAUCGCACUCAUGAAUCCUCAAUGUGGGGACACCCAUAUAAUCUGCCAUAUGGGCAUACUGAAGUUUCCUUAAAGUAACAGAAGGGAACUUUCAUCGUCACCGCCGUUACAUUUUUCUUUUAGCUUACAUGAUCUCCUAACAUUUCAUCACAAACCACUUCAGUUCGGGAGGCUUUCGUUGCCUGCGUAUUUGUGGCCAUUAAUGAACACAAUACAGUGCCACAUUAUUUUUAUGCAAAAGAAUGCAUUCAGUAGCUGUCUCUUGCAGAAGAACAGAUUCUGGCAGCACAAAUUCUGCAUUUCAUUAAGUACAAUAGUUUUUGUUAUGUUGCUGGCAAUAUUUCACAGCACUACAAGUGCUUUCUGCUUGCAACUGAGCAUUUGAUGUUACUACGAAACACUUUGUGGUGUACCCUUUUUGCCAGAAAGCCGAAGUUUUGAACCCUCUUGUAAAAACAGAUGAUAGCAUGUCCCUCCUAUCAUCAUUUUCGUUAGGGUUCCAUAAAAGCACAACAUGGCUGGCAGCCAUGGCAUUAGUGGCACGUAUUUAUAUUUGUAAAUUUGCAUUUGCAUUCACAGUGGAAUGUGCAUUUUUCUGCCUAAGUAGACUAAGGGCAUAGAAUUAAGGCCAAACUUAGCCAGCUGUCAAUUUUAGCGUUUGGAAUGUCACAUGAAACUUUCCUUGACUGUUAGCUGUUCUAAAGAUUCUCUCCACUAACCAUUUAUAUGCCCACUCAAUAAAUUAGUGUUCAAAACAACCGAGUGGCUUGUGUGGGCUAUGUAUCACAUUAAGAAGUCAAGGCAUCUUUCUUAUAGGGCUGUCUUCCUCCAUGUUGUUUCCUGGGAUGUUGUAGUUUGCUGUUGCUGCUGCUUACAUAGCUCUGCUAUGCAUCACCAGGUCAUUAACAGUUUGUGUUGUGUACCCCUUCCAACGUAGCAGACUCUGCGUUUGUUGGAAGUUAACUGUAAAGAGAGUGUGACUAUGUCUGCCAUCUUACUGAAGUUCAAGCCCUACAGCGUCUACUUAUAAAAAGGCUUAGUGGGGUGCCAUCUCGCAUGCUUAGAAAGCUCUGCCAAACUGAAAAAGAUUGUGACAGUUAUUGUUAAAUACAAAAAAUUUUACUGCAGAAUCAUGUAUGCUGAAUGAUGAUUUCCAGGCAGUAAAUGAGUGUACUUUCAUUUAGGUGCAUGUUAAAGAACCCAAGGAGGUCAAGAUUAAUCCAGAAGCAUUCAUUACAGUGUCUCCCGUGAACAAGUGUGCGGUUUCGGAACGUUCAACCCCAUAGCUUAAUCUUAUAUAAUAUAUUCUGCCUCGAUAGUGAAAAAGUGCAUUGUAUUGGGAGCAGCAGACAGAGACUUCUGUAAUUUAAAAUGCGGAAAUCAGUGCAGCAGAAUUAGGUUUCUUUCCCAGCCAAGAGAGUUAGUUACCUGUAGUGGCAACCAACGUUGGCAAAGUGAGUGUGAUGUCACUUAUAUAUAAACAUAGCAGUAAUAAAUAGACUGUUAAGUGAGCUGUUCACUUCGUUUCAAGCACUGUAAUUACUUCUAGAAAUAUUUAGGCGACAGUUAACCAACAAAGGGAAGAGAAUAUGCAUAGGGCAGUUACUUGGCUCCUGCCAAAUAAAAGUGUUAUGACGGGCAAUGCAAGAACGGUAGGACCCAUUUUGUUUCCAUUCUCUGUUAUUGACACAUGAAGAGUUUAUACUGCGGAGCUUAUAUAUAUAUAUAAAACUUUUUGGGCAGCAUUUUUCAACUCUAGCAUUAUCAGAAAGCAGAGAAUGUUUGUUGGAUUAGCUAUUUCUACAAUGUGGAAGCCAUUGAUAAUAGAACUGAUUUAAUCACUAGUAAUUAUAGAGCUUUUAAAACCCUUGAAAACUGACCUAUAACUUUACUCUUAUUUGCAGCUGAUAUACUAUCUGUUGCAAAAGUUCUACUGACUGAAGCACUCAUUGCUAAACAGGACUUAAGCCCGUGAAAACUCUGUGGUCACCAGGUUGUAGAGGUACCAAGGAUUGAUAAAAACCUUUUGAAAGCGGAGUGUAGAAAUGUAAGGUUAUUGAAAUGUUUAAGCUGCUGUGGGCCUCUGUACCCAACAAGCAUAUCAAUGUUAGCAAGGUGCAGUGCCGUCACUUGACUUCAUGUCCAGUCUGAUUGUGAGUGCUUUGGCCUGGUAACUUUUGCGACAGGUAGUACAUAUCAUUCGUGUUUAACUGUGCACAUUGCUUUGUAAUGUUCCUACUCAGAAGUAGAUUGCAUUUGUGCAGUUUCAUGGCUUAUUAAUUAAUUAUUUGUAAAUGUAUGCACUUAAAACACACUCUAAGGUAUUGACCUGCAUGCAGUGCUAUUAUCAUUGGUCAAAAUGUGACUGACAGUCAUGUCACUAUAGCACUGUUAGUAUUAGCAAGGGCAAAUUUUGUUUAGCAUAUUAGAACUUCCCAUAAGGCAGCCAGAAAUCAAUCUAUGUAAAAUACAGAGUUUGUUGCCAGGAAAGCUAUAUUGGGCACAGUCUUUUGUUCAGUGGAUUUGGCAUUUUCCACAGUGACAAGACAUUGCUCUGCAGUUAUUGUCAGUGCAGUCCGUGAAAUAUAUGUUCCGUAACGCUUCACUGGGCCUCUAUGUGUGUCCCUCUAUAUUAGUGGUGUACGGCAUCGUCUGCAUGUUUUCCCACAUUUCCACUGAUAUUGUUGAUAACCCACUGUGUUGAAGCUAAAAAUGUCGGAGGUUUAUAUGUUCCGGCACAGAAACUCACCCAUUUCUAAAGACAAAGAUUGCUCAAUGUUCACCAUACACAUUCCACAGCAUGUCACCAUUUGAAGAGCAUGUGAAAAGCCAUUGUUGAUCAGUGUGCCCUGUGCCCCACGAAGUAAGAUGCUUGGAACGUUCUAGCAUUAAUCAUCACUCGUAUAGUAGUUGUACAUCAACAGCAAACACUGCAGCAAGUAUUGCAGCCACAUUGAGAACAAACCCUAUAGUUUCGGAAGAAAAAAAAUCUAUUUUUAAGUCUGUUAUACCUCAAAUACAUAUAAUAUAUCCAGGUUUGUCAUUCAGAGAAAAUAUGCAUAUAUAUAAUAUAUACAUACAUAUAAUUUAUACUUGUUGUAGUUCAUUGCCUUAAUCGGAAGCUCUUCAAUAUGCUGUGAUACAGUAAUGUCCUGCAGUGUUUGGUAUGUCUGCAGAUGCGUUAUCACUGACUAGUUUUACAGAAAGAAAUACUAUUUAAAAGCAAACAGAAAUAUAGUUGAGGUGUCUUCCUGCCAGCAUCAAGUGUUCAGCCCUCAUUCUUCGUUCCUGUAGAAUACAUGUGUGCGAUCGUUCAUGCUACUCUGUUGUGGCUGUCAUUUAAGUAGCUCUGUUAGUUUGGCGAGCUGCUGAAGCAGUUCACGCAGACAAGGACUCAAAAGUGAUAAACAGUAGUUGCAUUAGAAAUGCCCCCGUUAGAUGUCUUUGCACUUUAACAUAGCAGUUGCCCUUGUUGACAGCACAGCUGGAAAACAGAAACCAGAAAGGCAGCACUUGCUUCUACUUUCUUGCCAUGAGCGUUUAAGCAUCUCGUUCACUUAUAAUGGAUAUUUGGCAGCAAGAAUAUUAACCGAGAAUUCUUUGUGCAUCAUGGUUAAAGCCAGCCAAAUUGAAUUCUGGGGUUUUAUGUGCCAAAACCACGAUUUGAUGAUGAGGCACGAUAAAACUAACCCUAGCUUAAUGCUUGGCAAAAUCGCUGCACUAUGUCUGUGGCACAUAUAAGUCCACUAGGUAUUAUGAGAGAAUUAUUUCAAACUGUUUCUGAAUAUGUAUGCACCUUCCUACACCUUGGUUAUCACAUAAGCCCUCCCUCCACAGCCAUUUGCCAGCAAGCAAAAUUUUGAGAGGACUGUGAAAAGUGGCAAGGGCAGCUGUUGUCAGAUGUUGCAUUUGCUGGACUCGGAUCUUGUCGAAAAGAGUUUAAAGCUUGUUGCAGAAAAGCACGCUCUGUCAUUUGUUGUUAAAAUUGUCGUCAUGUUAUUGCUGUGCUAAUGGUUUUACUCCUGGUGGACUGUAUUGUGGUGGGACAUACCCUGUUCGACCAAGUGCUUGUCAAGUAAUGUUAUGAGCUGCUGAGCUUUUAUAAUAAACAGCAUAGCAGAAUGUAAACGUUACCCGCUAAUGUAAAAAGCGCAAGCUCUAUGCACAUAGAAGCUGUGACAGUGCAGUACAUAUCUUCAUUAUUCUGCCCUAUGGCCGCAUCCUCCACCAUUUUUCUCCUGUGUGAGCACACGUUCGUAGUAGCCCAAUUGUCGUGGUCUGUCCCUCAGAAAUGUAUUUUUGUAAACGUGAGGGUAACAAUAAAGUGUGUCUAUUGAAGUGUC